UUUCACAAAUAGCCCCCAGACAAGGAGGCCUUAAAGACCCCAGGAGAGUCAGGGGUCCUCAGGCAACGUAGCUAAGCAAAUGCAUCCCUGCCGUGUUACAGUGACACUCUGUGCUUGAGCACUAGCCACAAUGGCACUAGGGUGAUCAGCAACGGAAAAGCUUUUGGGAGUGAAAGAAAAAUCCUCACGGAGGCACAUUUGUGGCAACAGUCUGAGUUUAGGAGCGAGCCUGAGGGGCUGUUUACCCAGGGCGUUAGCUCCUGGCAAGCCAGGGAGUGACUACAGUGCACCAGCUUGCUGGGCAGUAACAGCCUGUGUGGACACUGUUACAAUGCACUAACCGUUCUGUAGUGCAUGUGGACAAACAGCAAUGUCCACGUGGGACAUUACUUCAUGACAAGCUAUUGCUCAGUAGAUCUUCACCAGGGCUUGCCAUACGCUAAUGUCCUGUGUAGACAAGUCCUGAGAUCUUCACGUGUUUGAAAAUAAGAAGUGGGCUUGUGAUCAGAAAUCCUCGAGGGUCAGUGCUGGAAGGCUAUUAAUAGAUGUCCAAGAAGAGGCAGAAUGAUCCUCUCGUGUGUCAGACCAUCUCCCCAGACCCUAUCCUGGACAUCUCCACUGACAGCAUCACUACCUUGCUGGGGUCAAAGGAAAUCAUCCUGGUGAAGCCUGUCCAGCUGCAGGUCAAAUCCAAGUAUGAAGACGACAUCUUGGUUUUAACCCCCUGGAGGGCAUAUGUGCUGCAGGUGAUGCUCCCGGUCAGGGUGUGGAGCAGCUUCAGCUUCCUGGAGGUGAGAGAGAUCACGAUGCAGGAGCCCAGCCUGGUUGUCAUAGAUACAGAUACAGCCUCUUAUGCCUUCCGGCUUGUGUCACUGGACGACUUGGAGCAGGUGGUCAGCCAUAUCACCAUGUCGCUUAAGAAGGUCUUUCCAGACUCUUCCCCCGGAAAACUGCUCAAAAACUAUCCCCCCAGUUUGUUCGAGAGAAUUCAAAGAAUAACAGACUCCCUGAAGGAAACGCUGCAGAAUAACCAAGGACCGUGUGGUGGGUUUUCGGAGACAUAUGCUGCUUUAUGUGACUACAACGGCUUCACCUUCAGAGAGGAGAUCCAGUGGGACGUGGACAAUAUCUACCACAGCCAAGACUGUCGAGAGUUCAACCUGUUGGACUUCGCUCACCUAGAGAGCAGAGACGUAGCCCUUAGCAUCACGGCGCUGUCGUUUAACCUGUGGUUCACAAAGCUGUACUGUAAGGACUUCAGGCUGAAUCUGGAGAUUUCUGAACAGCUUCUGUACAUGCUCAGCAAAUCGGUGAAACUGGAGGAGCUGGUGCUGGAAAACACCGGGUUAAAAUUUGAAUUUGCCCAGAGGAUGGCCCAGGCGUUAAGAGGAAACCCGGACUCGGCUCUAAGCACCAUCAGCCUGGCUGGCAACCAGCUGGAGGACAAAGGGAUAACUGCAUUCAGCCAGCACAUCGAGAAAUGCACCAAGGGCCUGCGCAGCCUGAACUUCUCUAGGACCUCGCUGACCGCCAAAGGAGCCAGCACUUUAUGCCAGUCCCUUGCGUCUAAUGGAAUCUUCAGCACCUCACUUCAGCACCUGGAUCUCUCGGGGAAUCCUGGCAUCCUUGCCACGGACGAUGCCAGCAGCUUGCACAGCUUCCUCAGCCACGCAAACUCGGUGUCUCACCUUAACCUGGCCGGCACAGACUGUGCUUUGGAUGCACUGUUCGGAGCAUUGGCCAUCGGCUGCUGUGCCAACCUCGCCCACCUGGAUCUCUCCAAGAACGUGUACUCGCACAGAAAGCCGAGAGAUGUCCCUCCGGCCAUCAAACUGUUCUUCAGCACGGCGGCUGCCCUCCGAUACGUCGGCCUGGCGUGUGUCAAGCUACCGCCGGAGGCUGUAAGGGCCUUGCUGCAGGGGUUAGCACAUAACUCUCAGAUCAGUGACCUGCACCUGGACCUCAGUAGCUGCGAGUUGCGAUCGGCAGGUGCCCAGGUGAUCCAAGAUCUGAUUUUUGAUGCCAAUGCAAUUAGCAAUUUGGAUUUAUCAGACAAUGGCUUUGAUGCUGACAUGGUCACGUUGGUGCUGGCGAUAGGCCGAAGCAAAUCCAUUAGGCAUGUCUCCUUAGGAAAGAAUUUUAACAUCAAAUCCAAGGACAAUCUGGCCGACGUUCUCCACCGGAUUGUUCAGCUCACGCAGGAAGAUGACUGCCCUCUUCAAUCCCUGUCCGUGGCCGAAUCGCGACUGAAAUUGGGAACCAACGUCCUCCUGAACGCACUGGGCAGUAACACCAGCCUCAGCACGCUGGACAUCAGCGGGAACACCACUGGCGACACCGGAGCCAAGAUGCUGGCCAAAGCCUUGCAGCUCAACACACAACUCAGGACAGUAAUUUGGGACAGAAACAACACCACGGCCCAUGGAUUCCUUGAUGUUGCCCGUGCUUUGGAAAGGAAUUACACCCUGCGGUCCAUGCCGUUGCCAGUGAGUGACGUGACUCAGGCUUAUCGGAGCAAUCCGGAGAAGACGGAGGAGGCUGUCCACAAGAUGCAGUCUUUCCUGGCGAGGAAUCAGAUGCGGCGGACCCUGCCUAAGCAAACCUUCCGGCUGCAGCAGGGAAUCGUCACCAGCUCCUCGGAACAGAUGGUGAAUGAGAUGUGCACCAGCCUACAGAAGCAUGUCGAUGCCCUGAGUGCCCGUCUGGGCCGAGAGGUGGAAGCCAGUGUCCUCUGUGCAGAAGAAGCCAUUCGGGAAGCAAACUUGUCCAUCAGCCUUUUGCCACUCCUAUACGAGACUGGGAACGCCCCGUACCAGAACUGCCAGCUGCAGCACAAGCUGGAAUGCCUCACUGAAGCAGCCUCGCAGGCCUGCAGCCGGGAGAUCCAGGCUAUUAUGCAGGCCGUGCUGGAUACCACCCAGAAUCUGUGUCCUACAGUUCUGCAGAAGAGUGGCGUUCGGGACCGGCUGGUCCACACGAUCUCUGAGCGAAUCAUCCUUCAGGACCACCUCCACCUGAGCGCCGUCCUGGACCAGCUGGUUACCGAUGUGUUCAGCAAGCUAACCGAAAUCAGGCUGUCUGUCAUUGCGGCCGUGGCUGACGGGCUGAUCGACGAGGUGCUGGAGGACCUGACAAGUGCUCGGUGCCGGCUGACAGACAAUACUGAGGAGGAGCAUUUUCUGCUGAAGAAGAGCAGGACUCUGCUGGCUGUUGCUGAGCAAGGCUUUGCAGCUGAGGAGUAUAAGAUGGCUCUGAGGAGGAAAAACAAGCACUUCAGGAGCAUCCGGCCUACGCCUGCCAUGAGAAGUCCAUCGGAGCUCGAUCUUCAGGCAGAGGCAGAAGAUAACGAGAUUGGAACUCACCAGGCUCUGCUGUCAGUCAGCUGUGCCUCUCUGAAGUCACGCCCUGCCUCCACAAAGGAUGCUGAGACUGGAAGCAGCUUGCUUCCUUUCCCAGAGCCUGCACCCACACAAUCCCUUAUGGACCUGCCAACUGAGGGAGAGAAACUGGAGCACUACACCCGAGCUAGGCCGCGGCCCAACCGCAGGAACAGGCAGCCUCCAAGCAAGCCACAUGUCCAGCCCGCCCCCUCGGAGAAUGACGAGGACAGAAGCAUUACUUGCGUGGACGAAGGGCUAGAGGAGUUCUUUACCAAGAAGCUGAUCCAAGAGGAACCGCCCCCAGCCUCCCGGGGGAUCUCGUCUGGCUCAACCCCCCUUGCGCCGUCUGGCACCCGGACUUUCAAGAAGAAAAUAGGAAACUUCUUUGCGUUCAAGAAGCCGAAGUCCAGCCGGGGCUGGAAGUGCGAGAAGGAGCCGGAGGGCAGCCCCUCGGCAGCCAAGGGCAGGAAGUCCACGCGCGGUGACAUUUCAAAGCCUCCCAGUAAGGCAGGGGAGCCUGGGAAGGCGCUGAGCAAAUCCGAAGAGGGUGGGCUUGCCGUGGAGCCCAGGGCCAGUGCAGAGCCCAGCCAGACCCCCGAUGCUGCCCACAGGCUCAGGCCCAAGUACGCCCGAGAGGGCAAGUCACAGUCGCUCAUACUCCUGUCUGGCGAGGACGAAGAGGCCUUAGGAGUGAAACAUGAAAAGAGGCGGCACCUUGAGAAGAGCGACGGGGAGAUCCCCAGCUCCUUUGAGCAGCGCGUCCACGUUAUGCUGCACCGGAUCGGGGUCACCAAAGUCCUGUCCUCCGAGGGGAAGAAGAAGCAGAGUAAAGAAGGAGAGAUCAAAAAAGCUGGUUCAGACGGAGACAUCAUGGACAGCGCAGCGGGCUCCCCUCCCCUUGUCUUGAAAUCUCGCACACACUCCAUGUCCACAGAGCCGUCUGCGCGAAGCGGCCCUGCCGACGCAGGGGGCCGAGCUGCGGCCGAGCCCAGCCGCGGGCCCAGCGACGUGCGGCUCUCCUGGAAGGCCCUGGGGAAGCAGCUGAAUGCCGAGCUCAAGGGCAGGUGUUCUGAACUCCAUUCUUCCCCCAGGCGCGCCUUUGUCCUUCAAGAGCAGAGCAGCCCCGCGGAGCAGCAGGUCCGAGAGAGCUGGAGCAGCACCUUGCCCCGGCCCGGGAGGCGCACGCCUGCCCCUGCGCCACGGAGAAUCAGCAACGCAGGCGCUAGCAGGGACAGCGUGGAUGCAGUCGCUGCAGACAAUUGCCUGAAACCCAAGCCUCGUCUGAAAAAUGUGGCCACCAGGCGUGCCAUUUCCGUUCACGAAGAACAGCUCAGGGAGCAGGGCUGCACGGCCGCUCUGGAGAGUGUAAAAAUCCCCCUGCGCCUGCAGCGCUCGCCAGUCCUGAAACGGAAGCCUAAGCCCAACUCCGUGGUGGACGUGGCGGGGAGCAGCACGCCCAGCGCCCCGGCAGCACUGCAGGACACGCUGCCACAGGACGAGCACAGGGCCACAGCCGAACUGCAGGGGGAGCAGCCGCAAGCCGUGGAGCCACCGGUUGAAAAUGCACCGAACAGCCAUACACCAAAGAGCAGCGGCUCCAGGCCUGCCAGCAGCCCCCCAGGGACAAUGAGUUAGUGGGGGCUGCGGCCCGCUGUCAUUUCCAAUAAAACACUGCGACCGAGUGCAAGCUGAAGGGUUAUGAUUUGCAACAGCAGCUCAAGCACCUGUGGGGAGAUGGGGGAGGAAGCCCCCAGCCUGUUCCCCCUCCCUUCGCUGCUCCCAGGUGUAGAACACCAGGGCUUCCUAUGGAAACGGGGACAGACCGGGGCCUGCUACCACUUCCUGACCGAUCUACGAGAGGACCCCCUUUCCAGCUCCCAUUACCCUCCGCUGGUCUCAUACUGCGCCCAGCUGGCUUUACACAAGCUCCAGCUGGCUAAAACCGAGCUGUCAAAAGCCAGUAGCUGGCUGCCACCAGCCUAAGCUUUUCCUGGAGCAUGUGGCUCUUUGGAUGCAUGCACAGCUAUUAAGUAUGCAGCAACAGCAGGCGUGGGCCAGUGGCUUGGGCGUGUUUGCCAUACAUGGGGACUUGCCUUGCAUUGUACAGUCCCAGAGCAACAGGGCUGAAUUAGGUGAUUUGCAGGCAGGGUGUGGCACUCGCAUCCAAACCUACUCAAUACAGAACAAUCUGCCUCUUCUGGGGGCCAGAAUGGGUCGUUCCCCUCCAACCAUUAGUCUGGGUGCAGGCCAUCGGCUUGGUUUAACCUGUCUCCACGAUCCUGCCGAUCUUACUCAAGCAGAUCCUCCACUGCCAGCAACAGGAGUUUGGGCUGAAGGGACAGCCCUGUGCUCUGUGCACGAUGGCCCCGUGCUCUGCGCUGCUCCACCGUGGCAGGCUGGAAAGUCUGUGGCACCACUCAGUCAGUUGAAAAAACAAAUCUGGAGGGUUUGAUUAAAAUGUGAACAUGACUAAUCGAAGCAGUGCAGCUCCCUGUGGUGUUGCUCCUGCUGCUGCAUGUAUUUCAGGCUGCCCCAUCAUUUCAGUGUGCUGCAGAACUGGGUACUGAAACUGAGCAACUGCUGGGAAGGCAGCAGCAGGUUUAAGGCA
Mauremys mutica (yellowpond turtle) is the source of this 5988-nucleotide messenger RNA. RefSeq names its product capping protein regulator and myosin 1 linker 2 (gene CARMIL2). Gene Ontology annotation, cellular component: lamellipodium; plasma membrane. Gene Ontology annotation, molecular function: protein binding. Bases 546 to 5015 code for a protein of 1489 amino acids. The record is from RefSeq and is a predicted model, not a curated record. Lineage: Eukaryota; Metazoa; Chordata; Testudines; Geoemydidae. Gene Ontology annotation, biological process: cell migration; regulation of Arp2/3 complex-mediated actin nucleation. The transcript has 40 exons.